AUGCCGUCGACGAGGCAGCUGCGCACGCUCGUCGUCGGCGUCAUCAUCGGCGUCGUCUUCGUCCUCUUCUACACGUCCCACCUGCGCCAGCACGAGGUGCGCGACGGCCGCACGCUGCAGGACUUUUACCACAAGACGGUCAGCGGGCUCGACAAGAAGCCCGCCGGCUCCGGCUCCGCGGCCGGCGACCAGGCCGUCAUCAAGGACAAGGACGGCGACGGCAACAUUGACGCCGACGACGAGCGGCUCGCCCAGGACAUGGCCGACCGCCUCAAGGAGGCCGCCGUCAAGGCCAAGGAGGCCGCCAACAAGAAGGCGCCCCUGCGGCCCGACGACCCCAGCGAUAUUGUCGGCAUUGGUACUCGGCCGCCGGCCAAAAGAAUGACUCGCCCGCCGCUUGAUGGUCGUUGCUGGUGCCGGAUGCCGGUGCCGGUGCCGGCGCCAAGGACGUCGAGAAGAAGCAGCCCAAGGAGACGGACGAGAGCACGCCGUCGAGGUCGAGGUCAAUGCCAUUCUCAAAAAAUCACCAGGCAUGUCCCUCUUGUCUUGAUUCUUUGGUGGUGGUCAUGCAUGGGGCGCCUUGCUAACCUCCUCGACGAGCACCCCAUCGGCAAGGCCCUGCAGGACUUCCUCGCCGCCAAGACGGGCCGCUCCACCGUGCCGAACGUGCUCAUCAACAGCGUCAGCAUUGGCGGCUUUGACGACGUGCACGACCUGGACGAGCGCCAGAAGCUCGUCGCCAAGAUUAUCGACCUCGGACAGAAAAGGGUCACCAUGGUCCAGCGGACGGCGGGGGCGGGGGCGGGGGCGGCCGGACACAAGUCAUCGUAGGCGGGGGUGUGUUGUGAAGAAAAAACCCCCAAUGACAGAAGCUUUGGAGCAUUGGCAGAAGCCUCUGAGCAUGGGCAGAACAAAAAAAAAAUAACAAAGCGAAA
Verticillium dahliae VdLs.17 is the source of this 935-nucleotide messenger RNA. RefSeq names its product glutaredoxin domain-containing protein. The record is from RefSeq and is a predicted model, not a curated record. Gene Ontology annotation, molecular function: glutathione disulfide oxidoreductase activity. Bases 1 to 831 code for a protein of 276 amino acids. Gene Ontology annotation, biological process: cellular response to oxidative stress. NCBI's taxonomy places the organism in Eukaryota, Fungi, Ascomycota, Sordariomycetes, Glomerellales, Plectosphaerellaceae. The transcript is spliced from 2 exons. Gene Ontology annotation, cellular component: cytoplasm; fungal-type vacuole; Golgi lumen.